UCAGGAAGUUGCAACAUCAUUGAACAGGAUGUGUGAGAGAAGCACAUUGAAAGAAAAAAUGAUAAUCAACCAUAAACUGAGAAAAAUAGGACACAACCUCAAAUAGGAGCAUCACAGCGGAGCAGCCGGCCCCCUAACAGCCCUCAUACAGGACUGCAGCAGGACUUCACACAUCUGGUCAGGAUGAAGAGGAACCCACAGGAGGAAAUUGAGGAAAUCAUAGAAGAAGCUAGCUAUGUUAAUGCUCCAGUAUGUACUGUGGAGAAAGUGGCAGCCCCUCCAGACCAGAGGUCUCUCUUCUUCUCUCGGUCUUCUCCACUGAUAGCAGUGUGUUGGCUGAUACUGUUAGUCAUCAUGGGCCUUCGUAUCUACUUUGGUAUUGUCUUAGAAAGCAAGAUCACAAACCUGACUGCAGACGUCCAGAACCUGACAACACGAAACCAGCAGCUGGAGACCCAAAACCAGCAGCUGGAGACAAACUGGAAUAAACUCUACGUCAGUCGAGCUCAGUGGAGCAUUGAUGCCUACUGCCCCAAAGAUAAAGGGAGACAGUGUGCAGCUUGUCAGAAUGGCUGGUUACUCAGAGACUCCAACUGCUAUAUGUAUCAUAACGCUGCUCCUCCUGAUCAGAAAACCUGGGAAGAAGCUCGACAAGACUGCAGAGGAAGGGGUUCAGAUUUGGUUGUUGUACAAAGUCAAGAGGAAAAG
Etheostoma spectabile (orangethroat darter) is the source of this 708-nucleotide messenger RNA. RefSeq names its product C-type lectin domain family 10 member A. The record is from RefSeq and is a predicted model, not a curated record. Lineage: Eukaryota; Metazoa; Chordata; Actinopteri; Perciformes; Percidae.